ACGCAUCGUAUUAUUUUUCGAUACGGAUAAGUGAAUCAGCGUCCAAGAGGCGAGUCUCUGUCUCUCUACUUUCAAUACACGCAGUGAAUAACAGUGAAGUCCCCUCGUUACCCCCUCCCUGUUUCCAGACGGCUCCUCCAUUAAUAUACUCUAUCUCUCUCUCAAAAUCCCUCUCUCUAUACUGAAAUUUCCUAGAAGUUGCAUGUUCCACUCAUCAACUACUCUUUCCUAUACUUCAUCUCGUUCCUGCUCUUUAGGCUUUACAAUUUCCAACACAAUCAUAUAUAUGGUCAGAAAUACCCUUUAAACCCUAUCGAUUGCUUACAAAACAAGCAGAGAAGAACUUGACAUGCUUUCAAGUGGAAUUCUAGGGCUCCAAGUUUUGUUUUUACGGAUUUUGAUUUGGGGAUAACAGAAUUUUAAUUAUUCAAAAUUAUGGCAUCACACCAUGGUAAUAGUCACUCAGAACGGGCUAGAAUGGAACAAAUAAUCACUGAAGUAUUUGCUAAGAGUCUCCACAUAAUACUUGAAUCGAGGUGUCCAUAUGUUUCGUCGCGCAAUUAUAGUGUUGAGCAAACUAUGUCAUCCCCAUCUUCAUCCUCGUCGUCAUUGUCUAGUAUAAGGCCAAGGGACAAGUGGUUUAAUUUAGCCCUCCGGGAUUGCCCUGCGGCACUAGAGAAUAUAGAUUUUUGGCGGCAGAGUAAUCUUGAGCCGAUGGUAGUUGAUGUGAUUUUAAUGCAAAGCCCAAGUCAUUGGGACCCAAUGAAUGGUUCCCCAGAAAGGGGCAUCGUCAAGAAUUUUUCAACGAAAGUGCAGUUUCCAAAUAUUUGGAAUUCGGAGCAUGAUGAUUUGGGGAGUGCAGAGAAGAGCGAGAUGAUCAUUGAGAGAUGGGUAGUGCAGUAUGAGACUCGAAAGAGUAGCAGGGACAGUUGCUCAGGGAGUAAGAGGUCUAGUUGUACUAGUUCACACACUUUGUACAAGAAAUCGAUGUUGCUUUUGAGGUCUUUGUACCUAACUGUUAGGCUUCUUCCUGCAUAUAAGCUCUUCCGUGACCUCAAUUCUUCCGCCCAAAUUCGGACUUAUAACCUUGCUCAUCGAGUUUCAUCUUUUGUUGAGCCCUUCACUCGUAGAGAGGAGACAGAAAUGCAGCGAUUUGUUUUUGCUCCGGUGGAUACUUCUUGUGGUAGGCUUUGUCUUUCGGUGUUGUAUCAUUCUUCACUCUCAGAUGUUAGCUCCAAACUAUCAACCCCCAUGUCCCCACAAUUCAUAUCGGAUUAUGUUGGUAGUCCAAUGACAGAUCCACUCAGGAGGUUCCCGUCCCUUCCUGUGACUCAAGGUUCCCCGUCUUCCUCUCCCUUUGGGAGGCGUCAUAGCUGGAGUUAUGACUUAUAUAGGGCCUCAUCACCUUCAGCAUUUCAUUCACCUUCACCUUCAUACUCUGAUUCUCGUGCUUCAAUUUCUAAACCGAGUUCUUAUCGCCUCCCUCCUACGUGCUUACCCCGUCAUCUCCCUGAUACACCUCGAGUUCUUGAAAAAAAUACAAGUUUUGAUGAGUAUUGGCCUUCACCAAAUUUUUCUCCCUCCCCAUCCCCAUCUCCUCCUAUUUACAUUCCUGGGAAUAUCUCGAAAGCUCUUUUACGGUCCGAAAGCGCUCCAGUUAACAUACCUGCAUCUAAGCUUGCUACAUCCCCUUCAUUGCAGAACAAGCAAAUUGUGCCUCCAUCUCCUCCCCUUAAAGGUACAAGAUUGACUACUUCUAAGACGGAUAGGAGUUUAGGUUUGACCCAGACUGGCUCGACAGUUGAUAAGCUGUUCUCCUUUGGGAAAGAUGAAACUGGAAAAUUCUCUGGGGUGAAGAUAUCAUCUGACAGUUCACCACAGAAAUCGUUUUCCAGGAGCUCUAGUAGGUUGUCUUUCCAGGAUGAUUUUGAUGAUUCUGAGUUUUCUGGCCCAUUUGUUGUGGAUGAUGAUGACAUGACAGAUCCAGGUAGCAGACCUAGUUCAUUUGAUCAAAAAGGACAUCAGUGUGAGCCACAUGAACCUGGAGGAUUAUUUCCGCUUAGAAAAUCCCACAAUGCUGCCGUUGGUGCUCUUGUUUGUAUGUUGAAGAAAGCAGAACCUCUUUGCCAGGACUUAUCCAAUUCAAGAAAUUUGUUGCAAACCACCCAUCCUGAAUCCAUACCCAACAGCACCAAAGAGCCUAAUCACACCUCGGAGAAGCUAGACUUUCAGCAUGCAGCUUCUUUGAGCAUCACUUCUUCUGGGCUUGUUAUGUCCAAGACAACAGCUGAUGCAUUAGAAGAACUCCGGGUUUACAGAGAGAUGAAAGACUCGUUGCUUAGGCAAGGUGGAAGGUCCUACACGGGGGGCACUUAAGCUUCCGCCUGAGAAUCUUCCAGCAGAGAAAACUGGGUUUUAAGCUUGCAUAGCUUCUAAUUCCGUUGAAAAUAUGUACAGCAUUUCGGUUUGAGUAUUGGGGACUUCAUGCCACAGUUUAGAGUACUUGAAAUCAAAUCAUAACUAGAUUUAUAUUAUAUAUAAUACGGGCAUAUGUACAUACAUAUUUAUGAACGUAUAUAAAUUGGUGCAUAAGGUUUAUAUCAUCCAUUUGACAGCAUAAUAAGUUCUAUGUACUAAGUUUUCACCCUAUUUUGAUUGUUAAGUAUUGUAUAGAAUCAGAGGUGGUUUUAUAAAUGAAUUUUGCAGCCUUGAUAUGUA
Cornus florida is the source of this 2718-nucleotide messenger RNA. RefSeq names its product autophagy-related protein 13b. The transcript has 4 exons. Gene Ontology annotation, biological process: piecemeal microautophagy of the nucleus; protein localization to phagophore assembly site; mitophagy. NCBI's taxonomy places the organism in Eukaryota, Viridiplantae, Streptophyta, Magnoliopsida, Cornales, Cornaceae. Gene Ontology annotation, cellular component: cytosol; extrinsic component of membrane; phagophore assembly site. Bases 436 to 2376 code for a protein of 646 amino acids. The record is from RefSeq and is a predicted model, not a curated record.